Molecule: messenger RNA, 3797 nt
Organism: Brassica oleracea var. oleracea
Lineage: Eukaryota; Viridiplantae; Streptophyta; Magnoliopsida; Brassicales; Brassicaceae
Exons: 17
Coding region: 205-3648 (1147 amino acids)
Source: RefSeq, a predicted model, not a curated record
AAUGUCAAUGGACGUAGAAAAAUCGUCCAAACAGAAGCGAUUUUCCUUUUCGCCUCUCUGAUCUAAUACCCACCCACAAAAAGCUCGACUUCGUGCGAAGAUACUCACAAGCUUUGCUCCUGUCCUAAUCACGCUUCGAUUUCUCGGAGUCUCGCAGCUCAGGUUUUAGUGGCUUUCAGAGUGAAGCAGGUAGACGAAGACAUCAUGCUAGGUUCUGGUAACAAUUUGAGCAGGGGAACCAUUGGAUUGUCAUCUGAUGCUCCGAAUUUGUCGCAAGUCUUAACAUUGGAGCCGAUUAGAUUAGGCAAUCCAAGCUAUACUCGUUCAGGAGAGCUUAGAAGGGUCCUCGGCGUCCCUACCAGGGCCUCAUCAGAAGAUAAUUCUUUUGGAAUGUCUCAUCCGAAACCUUCUCCUCCUGGAGCAACGGAGGAGCUCAAGCACUUCAAAGAAAGUGUGCAAGAUACUUCCAGAGAGGCUGGGGAUCUAGCAAAGAAACUAAGUGAAUCCAUAUUUAAGUUGGACAAAUAUGCGGAGACAUUAAGUUCAAAGAAACGACGGCGAAAUGAUACACCCCCGGGUGAGAGAAUGGACGCAGCUAACUUUGACAAGGUCAGAAACCAGGUUCCGAGAACAUUAGACAGUAUGGCUCAAAGACCCGAGGAAAGAAAAAAGAUGCUUGGAUUGAACAAGCGUGCUCGUACCACUGUUGGAGAUGUGCGGGCGGAUGGUAGAGUUUCUACUCUUGCAAGGCAGCAGGUUAUAGAAAGGGGAUCUGAUUCACCUCCAAGUGUUUCUGGAGAAACAGUGCGAAUGGAGGAGAAGAUACGCAGAUUGCCUGUUGGUGGUGAAGGAUGGGAAGCAAGAAUGAAAAGAAAACGGUCUGUUGCAACUCUAGGCAACAGAGUUAUGAAUCCUGAUCAACGUGUCAUGCAGCCAAAGCCGACAGUUGACUCUAAGUUGCGUUCUUGUGACACCCAAAACUUAAGAUUGAAAUCUUCCGCCGGGGUCAGUGGGAUUAACAGAACUGAGUCUUCAUUUGAGCCAGACAGUCCAGGUAUGGGUGCAUUAUCCAGGAAUGAGUUGGAAACUGCUUCACUUGCAAGGGACCGGUCAGUACUUGCUGAGCAGAGGCUUAUGGCUAAGGGAAACAAUAAAAGAAACUUACAAGAUGAUAGCCCCACAAAUAUCUCUACUGCAAUAUUGAAAGGAAAGGUUUCUAGGGCUCCAAGAACAGCAGCCGUUAUAGGUGUUGAUUCUUCAUCCAUAGUCGAGUCUCCAUCUGGAGUAGUACAAGGUUCAUCUGCACAUGGAAUGGCUCAGUGGGGUGGCCAGAGACUUAAGAAUUCUCGAACCAGAAGAACGAAUGUAGUUUCGCCUGUUAUCAGACAUGCUGAAACCAAGUUCUCAGCUCAAGGUUUUGCAACAUCUGAUUUCAGUCCUAAAGCAUCCCCUGGAACCACCGGGUCACUCUCAGUUGUUGAUAGUAGCCCUUUAAAAGUGAAAAGGGAGCUGAAGAAUGCUUCAUCACCAUAUGGGUUAUCCGAAAGUGAGGACUCCGGUGCUGGUGACAACAAAACAAGGGAGCGUGCUCUUGCUAGUGGUGACUUGUUCACAACUCCUAAAACAGGGUCACCAUUAUUACCUGUAAGGAAAAAUAAGUUUCAAACUAGUCAUAAAGGAGGUGGUGCAUGGAAGCAAGGAAAGAAUGAAACUGUUUAUGGCUUUCACCCUGGGAUGGUUAAAUCCGAGAAUCUAUCAGUAGAGAAGCCUCUGCACAAUGUCAAGAUCGCGUCAGAUAAGAAUCGAAGCAAAUAUGGGCGUCCACCAGCGAAAAAGGUUAAAGAUCGUAAACCUUCUACUCGUCUUGCCUCAAAUUCGAAUUCCACUCCUUCAAAUAUUACAGGUGAAUCAGAUGAUGAUCGUGAGGAUAUUUUUGCAGCAGCUAAUUCAACACGGAAGGCAGCGAAUCUUGCUUGUUCUGGCAAGUUUUGGAAGAAGAUGGACCACAUCUUUGCUGCCAUCAAUACAGAUGACAUGCAAAACAUAAAGGAUCAGCUUAAUUUUGCGGAAGAACUCGAUGAAUCUCUGUCAGAGGCAAUCUUAGAUGGCUAUAACAUCAUGGGUAUCAAGUUGCCGAAAACACCACAUCGCAUUUGUGAGGGAAUUGUUGACUAUUCAGGUCCAGCGUCAUCAUGUAAAUCUGAUCUUUCAUUUGAGAGAUUGGACAUGAGAAAGUUGAAUGAGAGUACUCCGCUGUAUAAGAGGGUACUUUCUGCCUUAAUUGAGGAAGACGAUGGAGAAGAAGUUGUACAAUUCAAUGGAGGGAAGAAUCUGUCCCUUCAUUACGCUAGUGAUGAUUCUCACAGUGGUUCGUGUACCUUUAUUGACACCGAGUUCAGAGAGAGAGACAGAAUGGAAUUUGAAGUAGAGUCAAGCGGGGAUUUUCAGACCCCGAAGAGUUGUUUGUUUGACCGAUUUUCCAGUGAGAGGAGUGGUGUGUCUAACCCUUUCAGAAAUGGUGGCAUGUCUGUAUCUGCGCAUAGCAAUGAACAGUGGUUGGAUGAUGAUCUUUCUCAUUCGGAUGCGCCACUCGGUGGUGAGACAUUUUCGAAUGGUCUGGGUCAAUUGCAAGCUAGGGAAGUGAACAUUCCCAACUUCCCAGUAUCUGACACCCAGUAUCAGCUUAUGUCUUUGGACGAGCGACUUCUUCUGGAAUUACAGAGCAUUGGCGUGUUUCCUGAGGCAAUGCCUGAUCUGGCCGAAGAAACUAUGAGCACAGAUGUUAUGGAGUUGAAGGAAAGCAUUUAUCAGCAGAUCCGAAACAAGAAGGAAAAGCUCGAGAAGCUAAAUAUUUCCAUCCAGAAGGGGAAAUAUGAUGAGAAAAGGAAAAUUGAGCAUCUUGCUAUGGACCACCUUGUGGAAACAGCACACAAGAAAAGAAUGGCAUCCCGUGGAAAUAAAGCAUAUAAAGUCCACAAGGUGACAAGACAAGCGGCCCUGGCGUUCACCCGGCGGACACUUGCCAGGUGUCAGAAGUUUGAUGAGACUGGUCUCAGCUGUUUUGCCGAUCCUGCACUUCGAGACAUCCUGUUUUCAUCUCCCAGCAACGAUGCAAAAUCAUCAGAAAAUGGCGGCUCUGGAACAGCCAGUAACACGCUCAAUGAACCUUCUAAUCACCAGGCUGAGGCCAAGGGUUCAGGUGCAGUGUCUAGUACGAAGAGGAGAGAAGCACUGAUAGACGAUGUUAUCGGAUGCGCUUCAUCCAAAGUGACAACGAGUAUAGAUAGCGCGGUUCUUAAUGCAGGAGGUGCUGCUAGAGGUAAGAGAAGCGAGAGAGAAGACAGUUUCAGGAACAAGAACAAACCGAAACCCAAAGAAAAGAAUAAUAACGAAAACCAAACAAGAUCAACGACAACAACUCACCCGACAGGUCCAGCAGGCAGAGGCACCUCGAACCGAGGAGGGACCUCUGGAGAUGGUGCAGUAGAUGAAGAAGCUCCUAUAGAUUUCUCGAAGCUAGCGUUCCAUGAUCUAGAGGAGAUAGGUGAGCAGGCAGAUAUUGGAAACUGGUUUGAGGGUCUACAAGAUAUUGAUACAGCAGGGCUUGAUGAGGUUCCCAUGGAUGACCUAUCUUUUAUGUUUGGGUAAAUGAGGAAAAUUAUAUAUGACAGAGAGGAAUUGGGUCUGACCCACCACAAGUAUUAUUAAUUUCUUAAGUUGUAUAUAAAGAGAUCUGUCUGCCUUGAAGUGGCGUGUAUUGAACUAUGAUUUAAUAUAUUAAAAUAUGUUAUUUUCCA